Messenger RNA from Triticum dicoccoides, 2042 nucleotides. RefSeq names its product translation initiation factor IF-2-like. Bases 514 to 1413 code for a protein of 299 amino acids. Lineage: Eukaryota; Viridiplantae; Streptophyta; Magnoliopsida; Poales; Poaceae. The record is from RefSeq and is a predicted model, not a curated record. The transcript has a single exon.
CAGAGGAACAGAGCCGCGCCGUGUGGGCGCGCCGGCUGACUGCCUUGUGGAGGAGGCGGCGCGGGGCGCGACAGCGGACGGGAGGGAUGCAGCCGUUUUCCUCGCGCCGGUGGGAGCUGCGCUUCGGGGAUCUCUGGGAAAUCAACGAGCCCGCCACCUGAAGAUCUCCAUGGCAAGCGACGCGGAGCUCGGGUACCUGCGCCUGCCCGCUGAUGGAAUGGCCGUGACCGCACGCCGAGACGCGGAUGCCGCCGGGCAACCCGUACGCCGGUCGGACCAGCGCGGUGGCAUCGCCUGCCCCGCUCGGCUGGUACACGGCCCCGCGCGGUGGCAGCCCUGUGAAUUCGAGUUCGAGUUCAUUUCCAGUUCAGCCGGCGACAGCUGGUAAUCCGAGUCCGCCAAGAACCAGGAGCUCUCCGAUGAAUAAAAGCGCUUGCGGUCGGGGCAGCGGCUCCAACUCGAUUCGUUCGCCUCCUUCCCCGAUCCCCAGAUCCAAUCCAAGACACGCCAUCGAUGGCGGCGAAGGUGCUCCAGCUCCGUAGCUCCGACGGCAAGGUGCUCGUCGCUCCGGCGUGGGACUAUCGCCCGACCGCCGCCCAAGCCCUCCCGCUGGAGAUGCGGGUGCCCUCGCGCGUCCUCGAGAGGGUGCUCCAGUACUGGACCAAGCACAGCCUGGCCAAGGCCACCGGUGAGUCUCGGGAGUCCCUCGCCCGCUGGGACGCCGACUUCCAGCGUCGUCUCGAGGAAGACGGCCUCGCCAAGGAGGCUGCUGCAGCCGCCCAAGAACUCCGCCGCUACGGCGUCGACCAUGGAGGGCGUCCCCAUCGCCACGCCGCCACGGCCGCAUCUGAUGUCGCUGCUCGUGCCAAGGCGGCCCGUGCUGAUCCCGUCCGUGCCUGGUGCCCAUUUGUUCACCACCUCAAGGGUGUCAACCAAGGAGAACGCAGCCCUGCGCCGGCAAUGCCCGGCUCCUUCGAUGCCUCUGAUAUUGCCUCCGCGGCGCGCCCUGGGCCUGCCACCACCUUGCCGGCUGCUGCUGGUGCUGACCCUGUGGAUGUCCGGUGCGCCAUCCGUGCCCGUGGACGCCAGAUGGCUGAAGACGAGGAGUCCGCUUGCCACCACCGCAAGCGCCCGGCUUCCAAGGCUCCACUCUGCCUGCCUGCCACUGCUGUUGCGCCCGUGAAGAAGGUCUCUCGUCUCGUCGCUUCCAAGGCCCGCUCUUUCGUGGGCUCUACACCAUUGCCUGUCAUUGCUGCUGCGCCCAGUGUGAAGAAGGCGACUCCAGCUUCAACUCUGCGCGCAAGAAGGGGGAUGGGGGAGCUCAGCUGCAAGAUUCCGAAGCAAAACCGUGUCAACGCUGCAGCACCAAGGAAGCAACCUUGGGUGCGUCCAGUGGUAUUACGCCCUUGCUAGUCUUUUAACUUCCUAAACCAUUCACACAUGAGUAAAUGAAACUCAUGUGUUCUUUGAAUCCCUUUCAGUCAUUAGUAAUUUUACAAGAGUGUCAGCAGAGUCUCCAUCUAGUCUAGGCAGCAAAAACCUUGUUAAGAUGUGUACGGCAUAGUUACACUACAUCCAUACCUGGUCCUAAGUUAAGGGUUUAAGUAAAUAAAGGGCAUGUUCAAUAAAUCAAAGUAAAGCAGAUGAGCCCCAAAAAAAUGGAAACUCAUAUACUGCAAUUCCGGCAGGAGACAAAGCGUAAAACGCACUCGCUGCAAAAUGCAAAACGCCCGUUUGCUACCCGGCUUGUAGCAGGAAAAAAGGAGUAGAAUUGAACUUGUCGAUACACACGUAGUCUUGUGAGCUGCCUAGGGUUUGGAGACUAUGUUGACUCUCUUGUAAAAUUAAUCUUGCCUGAAUUGGAUUCUUAGGCACUGGCGUCUUGGUGAGUUAAAGUUGCAGUUUCCGACGAGUAACAUUGGUUAGUGAACUCUUCUGUGUAUGUGUGGGUGAAGCUUUGAGCUAAGCAAGUCCUCAAUGUACCGACUAUCAAGUCGCACUGUAAUCGAUUUCAGAUAUGAAUAAAAAAAUGUUGGCCUGAA